Molecule: messenger RNA, 2739 nt
Organism: Aureococcus anophagefferens
Lineage: Eukaryota; Pelagophyceae; Pelagomonadales; Pelagomonadaceae
Exons: 3
Coding region: 1-2739 (912 amino acids)
Source: RefSeq, a predicted model, not a curated record
AUGUCGUCGCCGAGCCCGAAGAAGCGCUGCCCGAAGCCCUGGCGGCCGCUCUUCGCGGCCGGGUCGCGCGUCGAGUGCCGCCACGGCGGCGGCGACGUCUUCUACCCCGGCGUCGUCACGGCCGUCACGAGCGACGGCCACUACGACGUCGACUACGACGACGGCGACGAGGAGCGCGGCGUCGCGGGCUCCCUCAUGCGGCCCGAGGCGGGCCUCAAGGUCGGCGACGCGCUGCAGAAGAAGUUCCCGGGCUACGGCAGCGGCGUCUUCGACGGCCGCGUCGCGGAGAUCUUCCCCGCGGAGAAGAAGGUCCGCGUCGCCUGGUCCGACGGCGAGGAGACGUUCAUGACCGUCGCGGCCGUGCGCAAGGCCAUGGACCACCCGCCGUCGCCCGCGAAGCCGGUCAAGCGCGCCGCGGCGUCGGCGCCGCCCGCGCCGCUGCCGGCCCUCGAGGCGGCGGGCGGCCGGCCGAAGCGCGCGCGCAAGGCGCCGCCGGCGCUCACGUACGCGAAGAUGGGCACGAACACGUCGUCCGCGAAGAAGCGCGCGGCCUGGGACUCGGAGGAGGACGCGUCCAUCUCGUCGUCCGACGAGUCCGCCAAGCCCCGGCGCAAGCGCGCGGCCGCGGCGCCGAAGAAGAAGAAGCAGGCGAAGAAGGCCGACGCCGACGACGAGGCCGACGCGGGCGCGUCGAGCGACUCCGAGGACGAGUCCUCGGACGACGCCUCCUCGGAGGACGAGCAGCCCAAGCGCAAGCGCACGGCCGCGGCGGCGAAGAAGAAGGCGCCGGCGGCGAAGAAGAAGGCCGCGGCGGCGCCCGAGCGGCCGCUCACGGAGGCGGAGAAGGGCACGGCGGGCAAGCCGACGGCGGGCCUCGCGCCGCCCAUGGCCGGCCAGUACUCCGGCGAGUACCGCUUCGCCAUCGGCACCGUCGUGAGCGUCAAGUGCACGUCGACGGGCCGCUGGGUCCGCGGCCACGUCAUCAUGCACCUCCGCGGCGGCGUGACGACGUUCUACGCCGUCGAGAAGGCGCGGUGCCUCUUCGAGCGCAUGCAGGGCAAGAACCAGCACUACGAGGACGUCGACGUGACGACCCAAAAGGCCGCGGCGGCCUGCGUCGUCGCUUUGGACGAGCCGCCGCGCGAGGUCCGCAAGUGGACGUCGGGCACGCCGUGCAUGCGCGCGUCGAACCUCGAGCACGCGGCCGCGGUCAAGGACGCGCCCUUCGACCCGUCCCUGGGCUUCGGCGCGUCCAAGCUCCGGACGAAGCAGUCGACGGGCAAGUUCUCCGGCGGCGCCGACGCCGCCGCGGGCCUCGACGAGGCCGAGGUCAAGGCGAAGGCGCACCUCGCCGCGGGCCGCGUCGGCGAGGCCCAGGUCCUCGAGUGCCUCACGUGCCUCGGCGACAAGUGGCCGACCCAGGACCGGCCGAACGUGACGCCCGACGGCAAGCCCGUCCACGGCAUGUGCCUCGGCGCGGUCUUCGUCCUCGGCGGCGUCGGCAUGGCCUGCUCGAACGUGAGCGAGCACUACCCGGAGCUCACGACGCUCGUGACCAAGUGGGUGACGACGACGCUGCCCGAGGACUUCCCCUUUAGCAGCCUCCAGAUCAACUACAACUACCGCGCGCGGAAGCACGUCGACGGCAACAACAUCGGCCCGUCCUACAUCCGCGCCAUCGGCGACCACAGCGGCGGCCAGGGCAGCAAAAGGGUGAUUCAACGCGGCGGCGAGCUCUGGACCGCGGACAAGUUCAUCGUCACGACGGACGACGACGGCAAGCCGCUCGUCAAGGGCGGCGGCGGGCCGGACACGCUCGACUGCAAGAAGGAGUGGAUGCUCUUCAACGGCAACGAGGAGCACGAGACGCGGCCCUACUUCGCGGGCAAGGGCGCCAAGCCGGGCACGAAGGGCGGCACGCGCAUCUCCUUCAUCGCCUUCAGCCACCAGGCCUACAACAAGCUCUCGACGUCCGUCGCGACGCGCCUCAGGACGCUCGGCUUCACCGCGUGCUCCGACGACGGCGUCGACCUGCCCUACUUCACCAAGUACCGCAUCGACAAGAAGGAGUUCGACGCCGACGAGAACGUCAAGUACUUCCGCUACCAGCGCAAGCGCGCGAUCGAGCUCCCGCCGCCGACGAAGAAGAACGCCGUGUCCGUCGAGUGCUACGGCCUCACGAUGGCGCGCGGCGGCGGCUGGAUGUCCCACUGCGACGCCGCGGCGACGCGCACGGUCCACGAGCUCACGCCGAACAUGACGGGCUUCCACGUGCUCCACCUCGACGCCUCCGGCGCCGCCGGCGUCGCGCUCGUCGAGUCCCACGUCGACAAGAAGCGCUUCAACAUCUACGCGAAGACGGACCCGGAGACGGACCGCUUCGCCAAGUUCGUCAAGGGCCUCAAGCCCAACGCCGUCGUCGCCGUCUGCAUCACGGACACGGCCGUCGCGGCGAAGCGGCCCCCGGGCAAGAAGCUCUACGACGCGCUCGUGAGCCUCGGCGCGCCCGAGAACAUGGAGAAGAUCGGCUACCGCUUCCCCUUCGCCUUCCUCGGCGUCAAGGGCGCGAAGCCGGGCUCCGCCGUCGUCCUCAUGGACAAGACCAAGUUCCUCCUCCGCAUCGACGCGACCGUCGUCACCGCGAAAGACGGCACCGUCACGCUCGCGGACGUGACCGAGGAGAAGACGGACAUCACGACGAAGGUGAUCCUGUCCAAGAACCACGGCGACGAGGGUUAG